Trematomus bernacchii (emerald rockcod) is the source of this 1078-nucleotide messenger RNA. RefSeq names its product C-X-C motif chemokine 9-like. Gene Ontology annotation, molecular function: chemokine activity; CXCR chemokine receptor binding. Bases 227 to 604 code for a protein of 125 amino acids. The transcript has 4 exons. Gene Ontology annotation, cellular component: extracellular region. The record is from RefSeq and is a predicted model, not a curated record. NCBI's taxonomy places the organism in Eukaryota, Metazoa, Chordata, Actinopteri, Perciformes, Nototheniidae. Gene Ontology annotation, biological process: chemokine-mediated signaling pathway; cellular response to lipopolysaccharide; neutrophil chemotaxis.
UUUACUUCUGCGAUUACAUGUAUUUACAAUCAGUCUUCAUUAGAAAAGUGAGUCAUGGGGAUUGAAAGUGAAUUCUGAAGAAACGUUUCCCACUUCUCAGGAAGCCGUCCCAAUCUAACUGCAAGGGUAUAAAAGGGUGUUCAGAAAACAUGGGUCUUCACUCAGAGGAGACACAGCACAGAGGAGAGGAAACCAUUGCAACAUCUCCUUUCACUACCAUUCAAGGAUGAAUUAUGCAAUCCAGUGCAUCGUUUUCCUGGCAUGCAUUAUCACUUGCACUUCACUCCAUAUUUUGAAAUGCCGGUGUAUAAAAACCAGCUCGUCCGUAAAUAUUUCCCUCAUUGCUGAUAUCAAGGACCUCCCGCCUCGUCCCUACUGCAACAAGAGAGAAGUCAUUGUUUACCUGAAAGAUAAAAGAUCAGUCUGUCUUGACCCUGAAGGAGCAUUCACCCAAGCAGUCUUGCGAACAAUUAAAAGGCAGAAAGCGAUACGGGCCUUUAAGAUGAACAAAACAACCGCACCACCAGCCCCAAAAGACCCCCCCACCAGCCCCAAAACAACCACAGCAUCAACCACAGCAUCAGUAGCGCCAACAUGGUCAUAAUGCAAAUGUGUUUUUCAUCAAUGCAAUUCAACCAGUGUGUAAGAAGAUCUGCACGGCACACCUUCUGAAUAUCCUCUCAGGCUGCUGCAUCUGUUUAAUACUCCUGCAUGAUGUCACUUAUUUGUAUCCAGAUAUGGUCAAAUACUUGUCAUUUUGUUGUAUGCAUAUCACCGGGUGCCACUUUUCUGUUAGUUGUUUUUUCCAAACCUUUAAUACAGUCUUUCAAUUUGUACACACCAGAGCUGGCUAUCAUGACGGCUUUACAUCACACUGUGAAGUUCAGUAAUGACGUUUUAUUAAUAAUGGUAAAUGUGAAUUGUUUUUCUUUGUGGUUCAUAUGUAAGGCCAUUGUUUCUUAUGAAAUGUGAAGGAUUGUCACUGUAUGUUGUAUAUAAUACAAUAAUAAUGUACACUACUGACCCGUGUCAUGUGAUGAAGAGCUCUUAAUCUUCAAUAAAUAAUACAAAUGUGAAA